AUGACGACAAGCUCUACGCACGUGCCCCGGACGCUGUGGUAUGCUGCCAAGACGGGCGACCUUGCGCUUCUCCGUACGCUUGUCGAGGUCGAGAACGAGCCGUUCUUCGCCGAGGACGCCGAGUUCAAGACACCGUUUUACUAUGGCUGCUCGUGCGACCACCCGCACGUGCUCAAGUAUCUCCAUGAGCUCUACGUUGCGCACGGCACGGCGCUCUCCAAGGACCAGCUCCAAUGGUGCGACGUGAGCUGCCUGACGCCCGAUGUGCGCGCGUUCCUGCAAGGCAAGAAGACAAUCGACCAAGUCAUUGCGGACCGCGACCUCGAAGCGCGCUGGGCGACCAUGAGUAUCUGGGACGCUGCCGCGGAAGGGCAUAUGAAGAAGCUCCGAGAGGCUGCGUCCGCCGAUCCGGCAAUCGUGGCAAGCGAAAAUGCCAGUGGGCAGAGCCCGUUGCAGGUCGCCGUCAUGACCAACCAAGUCGCGGCUGCGGGGCCGAUGCGUUCGAUGCGUUGA
Molecule: messenger RNA, 513 nt
Organism: Saprolegnia parasitica CBS 223.65
Lineage: Eukaryota; Oomycota; Saprolegniomycetes; Saprolegniales; Saprolegniaceae
Exons: 2
Coding region: 1-513 (170 amino acids)
Molecular function (GO): protein binding
Source: RefSeq, a predicted model, not a curated record